Molecule: messenger RNA, 1575 nt
Organism: Microthlaspi erraticum
Lineage: Eukaryota; Viridiplantae; Streptophyta; Magnoliopsida; Brassicales; Brassicaceae
Source: the annotation of a GenBank genome assembly
AUGGAGACCAAAUCAUCCGUGUACCUUUCUAUGCUUCCACUUUGGUUCCUGUGUUUCAUCAUAAUAAUCUUGGUCUCACCAGCAUCAUCAACAAGGUAUGAUGACCAUAUCUCAUUUAGAGCGAUUAACAAAGAAGAAAAAUUCCAUUUCCCAAAAGACUUCCUCUUUGGCACUGCUUCUUCUGCUUACCAGUAUGAAGGAGCUUACUUAACCGACGGCAAAAGUUUAAGCAAUUGGGACGUUUUCACUGAGAUCCCUGGAAAAAUUGAGGAUGGAAGCAAUGGGAAAGUUGCUAUUGAUCAUUACCAUCGUUAUCCGGGAGAUUUGGAUCUGCUGAAAGAUCUUGGAGUUGAUAGCUAUCGGUUUUCUUUGUCAUGGGCUCGGAUUCUUCCAAGGGGCAGAUUUGGAGAUGUGAACAUGGAAGGUAUUAACCAUUACAACAGAGUCAUCAAUGCUGUUCUCGAGAGAGGGAUGGAGCCAUUUGUGACGUUGACACAUUACGACAUUCCACAAGAACUCGAAGUUAGAUACAGAAGUUGGCUAAGUCCUCAAAUCCGGGAAGAUUUCGUUCACUAUGCAGAGAUUUGCUUCCAAUACUUUGGGGACAGAGUUAAAUUCUGGACCACGUUUAACGAACCAAACGUUCAAGUACUUAACAGUUACCGGACAGGGGAGUACCCGCCAUCACGUUGUUCCAAGCCUUUCGGAAACUGCACACGUGGAAACUCCGACAUAGAGCCACUUGUCGCUGCUCACAACAUUAUCCGCUCACAUCUAGCCGCCGUCUAUACAUACCGGAUGAAAUAUCAGGAGGAACAAAGAGGAAAGAUCGGUCUUGUGAUGAGCGCGAACUGGUUUGAACCGGUUAGUGAUUCUUUAGCAGAUAGAUUAGCAGCUGAGAGAGCUCUAGCUUUCUAUUUGACUUGGUUCUUGGAUCCGGUUGUGUAUGGAAGAUAUCCGAAAGAAAUGCAAGAAAUUCUUGGAGAAGAUCUCCCUGAAUUCACAAAAGAUGAUCUUAAACUCUCCAAGAAUGGAUUAGACUACAUUGGGAUUAAUCAGUACACAGGCAGAUACGCAAAAGACUGUCUACAUUCCGCAUGUGAACCGGGCAAAGGAGGUUCUAGAGUUGAAGGUUUCGUCAAUAAUCACGCUCUUAAAGACGGUUUAGCUUUAGGAGAACCGACUAGUAUAAGUUGGUUGAAUGUUUAUCCUCAAGGAAUGGAGAAAGUGUUGAUGUACGCAACAGAGCGUUACAAAAACAUUCCAUUGUAUGUAACAGAAAACGGUUAUGGUGAGAACAGUACCGGAGCAUUGUUAAACGAUCACCGGAGAAUAAAGUACAUGAGUAGCUACUUAGAUGCACUAAAAAGAGCAAUGAGGAAAGGAGCACAUGUAAGAGGAUAUUUCACAUGGUCUUUACUAGACAACUUCGAGUGGGUAUAUGGUUAUACCUUAAGAUUUGGUCUGUACCAUGUUGAUUUCGAUACUCUAGAGAGAACCCCGAGACUCUCAGCUUCUUGGUACAAGAACUUCAUUGUCAAGAACAGAGCUCAAUCCAAAGAUGAUGAUGCCUGA